Aphanomyces invadans is the source of this 732-nucleotide messenger RNA. RefSeq lists its product as hypothetical. The coding region runs from base 1 to 732 and encodes 243 amino acids. The transcript has a single exon. Lineage: Eukaryota; Oomycota; Saprolegniomycetes; Saprolegniales; Verrucalvaceae. The record is from RefSeq and is a predicted model, not a curated record.
AUGAAAAUGGAGUCACGAAAGGUGAUGGCAGUGCGCAUCAAGCAAAUCAGUUCCCACCGUUUGAGUGGCAAGGCAUUGCGCAUUAUGAUUUACCACACUCCUGACGUAGUCAACGAGCCUCCUCCAUGCGACGUCCUCGUGAAUCCGUGCAACGAAGGCAUGACCGGGACAUCCUUGUUCUCGUACUUUCCGCGGGGUGGUCCAGUGCCAGCACAGCCACCUCCCAACAUGACGCAUCAGUCUUUGAAUUGGGGCGGCAUGGACGCUGGUGACAAGAUGCUAUACCCUGUCCAAACUAUUGACGGCCUAGUAUGUCUUGCCGGUGGCCACGAGCUCCAGAAACUAUUGGAUGGGAUCAAGGGGCCAAUUAAAUGUCCGACAGGCAGUGCUGUGUUCACGAAGGCUCCUGGCACCCUCUCCAAGCGCUUUCAAGGCAUCGUACACACAGCCACGCCAUUUUACCUGGCGUUGGACUGGGAGUACAAACUUGCAUCGUGCUACAUCGAGAGUUUGAACCUUGCGUUCACUGCUGGGCCAUUCUUAUCCAUUGCCACGCCACUACUUGGCGCUGGAUGCAAAGGUAUUCCUGUUCCUGACGCAGUCCGCCUUGCUGGACAUGCCUGCCGUAAAUGGGAUGCCAUGAGCACCCCGCGAAUUCCACCACUGGAUCUCAUCUUCGGAGUGCAAGACCCAGCGAUUGGUGAACUUAUCAGUGCUGAAUUCGAUGCAUGA